AUGGAAACUUCCCAGAAUUUGCAUUUAAAUUUGAAUGAUACAAGUGUAGAAAGUGGUACUGGCGAUCAAGAAAUGUUGAUUGAACCACAAAGAAAGAACGACGCUUCUCCGUCAAGUUCCAAAUUCGAAAGUGUCCCAUUAUCAACUCCAACGGAUGAGCAAUAUGGGGGAAUGGCUACAGACACCACUGUCAUUGGAAACGAUGAAGAGACUACAUGGCUUAUCUCCUUAUGGCAGUAUCUUGUAUCCUUAGCGUCUGGAACACUCAGCGUUAUAGAUUAUCUUGGCGGGCGUUUCGCUUGGUUUUUUGGAAUAACCACUCCCAAAUAUCAAUAUGUAUUGGACGAAGUAGAAAGGCUAAAGCGAAUGGAGGAGAUAGAAAGACUACAAGAAUUAAAGGAAAAACAAGCCGAGCUAACUGCUAUUGCCGUACAUGCGAGCGAUGCUUUGCAAUUAGAAGCAGAGAGACAGUCAGCAGAAACAGAUCUUGCUAGCGGCAACAUUUCCACCUUAUCUUAA
Molecule: messenger RNA, 519 nt
Organism: Trichoplax adhaerens
Lineage: Eukaryota; Metazoa; Placozoa; Uniplacotomia; Trichoplacea; Trichoplacidae
Exons: 4
Coding region: 1-519 (172 amino acids)
Source: RefSeq, a predicted model, not a curated record